AUGGCGCCUCCCCCUGCAGCCGCCGCGGCGGGUGCGGCUGGAUCUUCACAACGCCAGUCGAUGGGGCCACCCCCGUCCUCCUCUUCUGGAGCGUCUCAACAAGCGGCGGGCGCGCCCGGCGCUAGCUCGUGUGCGUCUGUCCGCACGCCCUCGUCUUCGCCUCCACGUAUCGCCUCUUCGACGUCUCCCCUUAUCGCGGCGAGUCGCUCGACGGGGGCGUUCACGGCUCCUUACGGGCCUCCCCUGGUAGACGCCCCGCCGCCCUCCUCCUCGGGCGCCCCGAGUGUGUCUCUGCCUCCUCCGUCUCCUGGACGUUUUUCGGGUCCAGGCAACACGCCGUCCUCCGCGGGCCUCCUUCCGCAGGUUCAGCCGCCCUUGGGAGGGGGUGGCUCGGCGCCGGCACACGGCGCACCAGGAGGCGGUGUGAGUCGACAGAGGGCAGGGGGAGGCGACCGAGGGGGCUCGGGCGCGCCUCCGGUCCUCACUUACGGCGGAGCACUCCCAGGCACAGGCGGGAACUCUGCACUCUCGGGGUCGCGCAAUGGGGGAGGCGGAGGGGGAGGCACUGGAAGUCUGAACGAGCCCCCAGGCGGAGGCGGAAGAGGCUUCGGGACUCAACCGCAGUCUGUUUUAGGCGGGGUGCAAGAGUUGCCGCACCUACGAGGGAAUGGAGGAAGUAACCCUGCCGCUUUGUUCUCGUUCGCCAACACUCCGUCUUCGUUCUCCUCCCCGGUGGCGGCGCCGCAGGUGCCGGGAGCCCCUGGGCGGCCGCCGCCGAGGUCCCCAGCAGCCGGCGAGAACCGGGUAGUGCCCUCUGGCGCAGGACUCGCCCACACGCACCAUAAGUGGCGAGGCGGGGCGGCCGGCGCCGCGCAGGGAGGCGGUGGGCUGAACAACAACGGCAACGGGAGCCAGGGGAACUCGAAUACGCAGAGGUUGUACAAAACCAAUCUCUGCCCCUGGUUCCCCCUGGGGCGCUGCACACACGGCGAUCAAUGCAGCUGGGCACACUCCGAACAUGAACGUCGCGGCUUUGCGGGAGGAUCCAGAAGCCACGUGGGGGGUGCCCCUCCAGCGAGUGGAGCCCCCGGCGCAGGCGGGGACGGAGGAGGCAGAGGACGAGGAGGGAGCGCGGGUAUCGCCGGCCCGGUGGGUCAGCCGCACGAUGGGCUCGUGCCUCCCGGCGCCGUAGGGCUGGGAGCCGCGGUGCUCGAAGGACCAGAAGGCCACGGCGUCAACAACGCCGGCGUCGUUCCCCAAGGGCAGCACCACGGGGUCAGCGGCCCGAGGGGCGGAGGCGCCUUAGGCGCAGCCCCAGGAGGCGUGGCAGGAACGGAGGGGUCCGCUGCGGGGGCGCUGUUGAGUGACGGCGCCUUAGGGCCCGAGGCGCCUCAGAACCGUGCCGGGCAUGUUGGCGGCGGGAGCGCUCGGGGUUCAAGUUCUGGCUCCCCGUACCAACCUCACGCGCCGCACCCGCGCGGUGGAGGCGGCGAGGCGGGAGGCCUGGCAGGCGGCAGAAACAGCGGAGGCCCCGUGUACUCUCACCACACCAAACGAGAGAACCACGAACACGCGCCCGACGCGGUCUCCGGCGGCGCGUCCCGGAACCGCGGGGCCCCUGGAGCGGGAGACCGACCCACCCACGGGCAGCACUUCAGCGACAACUCGUGUCCCCCAGUCCUCUUCGAGGGAGGCGGGGCUCACAUUGGAGGGUCAAAGAAUUCAAGGGACGUCGGUGGAGGCAUUCUCGGGACGGGACAUGCUGGAGGAGACAUGCGAGGCGGCGGAGACGGCCACGGAGGCGCCUACCACCACGGAGCGGCGGGGGGGCUGUCUCACGGGCCUGAUAAACGGAGACUCUGCCCCUAUUUAUCGCGGAAAAACGGCUGCUACAAAGGCGCGGACUGCCGAUUCGCACAUUCAGAGGAAGAAGCCGUGAGCGCCGCCCUGAGACACCAGGCUGCCAUCAGUGGAGGCGGCGGCUUAAACACUUUUGUAGGGUCCCCCGUGGCUGCGUCUGUGGCCGCGCGUGGAUGCGGUGCGGAAGAUGUCCGAGUUGGUGAAGGGCCAGGCGACCCAGCUGGUGGGGUCCUGCUCCCUCAUCAUCAAGGGGGCGAAGACAGUUCCCUGGUGAGAGUGUGCACGGGUUUUGAAGGGGCGGGACUGCAACCUGGAGUUGCCAACUUGCCCCCUCAGACUCUUCCAGGCACGGGGGAUGAUGACGCAGCCCCGCGCGUAGAAGGGAACCAAACAACGGGCACAGCCGCUUUACCCGCCGGAGGUUCUGAAAGCGGGGAAAAACGACUUUUAGCUGCGAGUGGAGGCGGAGGUGGAGCGACGUCAGGCACAGGGACUCGUGGUAGCUCUCCGGCGCUGCCUCCGGGGGCUGGAGCGGCGGGCGGGGCCCCUUUGCGAGCAGGGACAGUGCCGCCGUCGUCAGGAGCAGCGCCAGGGAUCCAUCCCUCUGGCGCCAUGCAGUCUUCCCAGACACAGGGCCCCAUAGUCACUGGCUCUCACAGUCUCCGUAGAGGCUCGCAUCAUGGUCAGCGUGCCGUGUCUUCCCCCCAGCCAGGGCCAUUGAGCGGCAGCGGUGCCUCCCCUGGUUCGUCCCGAUCGCGCCAACAAGCUCCUGGUAACGCCGCGGGCUUGGCGCCCAGAGGCCAUCUGCCCCCACAACAGGCCCCUCAGAAUCCAAUGGACAACGCCGUGGCGGCAGCCGCUGCAGCCAUGGGAGGGCAAGGCGCUGUUCCCGGCAUGGCUGCUGUACGGAUGCCACCAAACCCUGCGAGUGUGGGAUCCUAUUGGCUACAAGUGCUGCAUGCGACUCCACAUCCGCUCCCGCACACGGCCCAAGCUGGUGCGCUGCUUGCGCCCGGCGGAACUGCUGGGCCUGCUGGGCCGUUGGGCGCCGGAUGCCUCCCUCCGUUUGGAGGCGGGGGGCCAGUAGCCGCGCAGCCUCAACAACACGCGUUGAUGAUGGGGGGUGGGGGGCAUCACGGCGGCCAUCCUGGAGCAGGAAUGGUGCCUCCAGGAGCCCCGCACGGAGUGUUUUUGGCCUCGGGGACGCCCGCAGGAGGUCCGGCGGGUCCCGGAAGCAGUGGAGGCGUUGUCGGCGUGUUGCGUGUGCCAGUGAUGCAGUUUCUGGCCUCUACGGAAGAACUCAAUGCAGCAGCCCCUUUGUUUUACGAGGACUAA
Molecule: messenger RNA, 3195 nt
Organism: Besnoitia besnoiti
Lineage: Eukaryota; Apicomplexa; Conoidasida; Eucoccidiorida; Sarcocystidae
Product: zinc finger (CCCH type) motif-containing protein
Exons: 1
Coding region: 1-3195 (1064 amino acids)
Molecular function (GO): metal ion binding
Source: RefSeq, a predicted model, not a curated record